Molecule: messenger RNA, 1595 nt
Organism: Drosophila persimilis
Lineage: Eukaryota; Metazoa; Arthropoda; Insecta; Diptera; Drosophilidae
Product: E3 ubiquitin-protein ligase KCMF1
Exons: 1
Coding region: 95-1420 (441 amino acids)
Biological process (GO): synaptic signaling
Cellular component (GO): plasma membrane
Molecular function (GO): zinc ion binding
Source: RefSeq, a predicted model, not a curated record
CGAUAAUUAUUUAAUGCUUUAGCCCACAUCAUUGCUGCAAUUCAAAAUACUGGACAUAUUGAAGCCCCAAGAUCUGGUGAUUGCUGUACGUACAAUGCCACAAGGCGAUAUGGCCACAAUGGGCCAUCGACAUGUCCUAUGCGAUGGGUGUCAGCGACACGAGUUUCCUGGCCGCAGAUACCGCUGCCUGCGUUGCCGCAACUACGAUCUGUGCGGGGACUGCUACGAUCAAUGUGUCCAGACCGAGCACCAUCUGAUGGAUCAUCCCAUGCAGCUGAUACUGCUGGAACCGCAGUCAGUUCCAGAGCUAGCGAGUGACAGCGAUGCCGUGGAACAAUUGCACAUGUCCAACUGCUACACCUGUCCGUAUUGCAAGGUAAUGGGCUAUACGGCCAAGGGCCUCAUCCAGCAUGUGUACGGACUGCACAGCGAGGACGAUAGCUAUGUGGUGUGCCCCAUGUGUGCCUGCGCGCCGGCAGCUAAUCUGAGAACAAUGCAGAAUCUAUCACGUCAUCUACUGACCAAUCACAUUGACUAUGCGAAUUUCCUGGAGCCGAAUACACCACCGCUGCCCGCACUACCGCCAGAGGCUGCCACUAGCUCGAGACGAUUACGACGACGGAAUUACACGCGUCUGCUGCAGCAGCAGCAACAGCAACAGCAAGAGGAUGCUGCCUACGCGCAAUUGGUUAAUACCGGACAAUUCGCUACUGAUGAUACAUUUCUCGAUCUGUCCAAUGUGCAAAUAAGCAACGACUUAUUGAAUAAUCUACGCAGUCUUUAUUCCGACGAAGAAAUUGCCAACAUGACGGGGAGUAGUGCAUCAGCUUUGAACCCUACUGGAAGAACCAGUUCGCCUCCAAGCACUCCAAUCACUCCGGUGGUUCCACACCCAGAGAAACCGAAAAAAGAACGCCGCCCUAAGGCAGAUCGUUGUCUACUAACUAAAUGGAUGGCUGGCCAGCAAAAGCAAUGGAAGAUCUCUUCAAAAGCUAGCAAGACCCGGGAGAAACAGGCACUCUUUACCGAACAGAUACUCCUCUCGAUGAUGUGUGAUAAGCAUUUGGAGCUGCCGGAGAUAGAGCCAAUUGACGAUACAUUGGAAUUGAAGCUGUCCGAAACAGAGUCAAUCGAAACCAUCGAGCCGAAUCAAUCCGAGACAGAGGAGCCCCUGAAAACUGGAAAGGUUCUAGAGCCCAUGGUAGCUGAAAAUGAUCUGACUCGCCUGAAAACUGAAAAGGAUCUAGAGCCGAAGAUAUCCAAGGUCAUGUCAUUGAUGGCCAUACCCUGGACCCAGGCCUUUAUGGCUUCUCAGACGAAUGAUUGUAAUAGCUCGGCCAUAAAGCAGUUCAUUCAUCUGAUAGGCGCAACUACAGAUGAGACCCAAGUGGAUGAAAUUAAUCAGGAGCCUUUAGAUUGAAGCCAACCUCCUGACAUUUAAUGGCUAUUGCUGUUUUCUUUUUUUUUUAAUGAUUUUUCUGAGUUUCCAUUGCACAAAACACUUGAAAUUUAUUGUGAUAGUGAAGUUAAUAUGGAUUAUUUUUCGGUCUUUAUGAAAUGAUAUAGGGUUUUGUGAAACUAGGAUUCUAGCUUAG